UCCUAAAAACAAAGACGCAUAAAAAACAUAGUCCAGAUUUCGCAAUUGCUAUACUAGUGCAAAGAAAGAGCUGCAGUAAAUACUGGAAUAUUUAACCCACGUGCCACACUCUCGCGGAUGAGAAACGUUCCAACUGGCUGGUGCGUUAUUGUGUCGGAGGUGUCGUGGACGGCAUCGUGUAUUUCUUAUUGGAGGUUUAAGUGACGGACGAGCAACACUGACGGAGACGGACGGAGCAAGGGUGAGACUGGAGUGACUGGGCCAAAAGAGUGGAGCCAGGAUGAGCAUGAAGUUGAAAGAGGAUGGUUUCAUGAGGACUAUAGGCAAAUCUAAAAUGAAGAGACUAGAGAAGUCAAAACCAGAUGCUGAAAGGGAUUCUGGUUUCUCAGAUGCGAGUUCUGAACAUCUAAGUGCAGUUGACCAAACAGACACAGAUGAUGCCUCUCUGCCGUUAUUGCCAGCGAUGGCGGGUUCCAGGUCUCAGACCUCUCAGCUGGCUGUCAUGAGUGGCUCUUUGCAGAAUCUAUCACCUAUGAUUAUCAUGAACAAUGUUCUUCUCAAACAGCCUGAUGAUAACCCGUCUUCUCUGAAGCCUUGGGGGUUCAAUCCAGCUAUUGAGGUUGUUCAGCAGCCCAGAGUGGUCUUCCUCCAACCAGUGGUCUCUCAGAGAGCUGCCACUACGCCAAAAGGACCUCCCAGUAAGCGACACAGGCAUAAGAAGUACCUCCCCAUCCUAAAGUCCUAUCCCAAAAUCGCUCCUCACCCUGGAGACAGCCCACAUGGUGCAUGCAGCAGCAGCAGCAGCAGUAGCAGCUCUAGCACUACUGGCUUGGUAAAGAGUUGCAAUUCGUCUUCCAGCGGUCAAGGCCGACCUCAUGGAGACAAGCAGCAAGGUUUACAAAGUAGUGCCUCUUCAGCCUCCUCCACUCCAAGCCACUUUACACCAAGCAGACAUCUUCCAGAAUCGCCUCAGCCCCACAUGGCUGUUGCUGAUUCCAACACUGGCCCCAGUGGUGAAAGGUUAGCUCCUGAAAAACUGGAGCCCCUUGCAGUGCCCACAGACAUGCAUACCAAGGCAUUACAGACCCACACAAACGUAGUGGAUGGCAUCGGCCAAGACAGUGACUCUGACAGCAGCAACAAGAGAAAGCGUUUCUGCAACACCUACAAUAUUUUAAGCAAAUCAGGGUUGCUGGACAUCACAUUGCGUACUAAAGAGCUAAUUCGCCAAAAUCGACGGACCCAGGCUGAGCUGGAUCUGCUUCGUGAACACACCAGUCUCUUCAUAGAAGCCUUGCAGACAGGAGACCUGCAUAUGUGGAGUAAGCUACAGCUGAGCAUGCAGGAGGAGGGUGAUAAGAAGUCUGUAAACAGUGGAUCAGUUGAAGUAGGACACGAGCUCGAGACUUAAAUUCUUCAGACAUUCAGAUUGCCUUUUAUUAUUAUUAUUAUUAUUAUUAUUAUUAUUAUUAUUACUACUACUACAGUGAAAUAUUCAUUUUCCUAAUUUUGAUUCCUGCCACCACAUGAACCCUUUGACAUGUCAAAGAAAAAGAGAGUGAAUAACUUGGUAGUCAAAACCACAGUAUUUUAGUAGGGGUGAGCGAUAAGGCAUCUUUACUUCAGGAACUGGGACAAAAGUAAUUAAGAAAGCAUAUAACUGCAUUGGCUUCCUGAUCCCCUUAAUAAAACAUAGACCAAUAAAACCACAGUAAUGAUUAAAUGGCUAUUUCCCAUUGUGCAGUAAAGAAAAUGCACAUCUUCAGUCAAUUUUCAAAACAUUCAUAAGGGCUUUAAUAAUAUAUUAUUGCCUCAGUACCAUAGCUAGAUAUAGAGGGAAAUGAACGGGGGAGACUAGUUUUUAAAUGUAAAUGUGGUGGUAUUUGCUUAAAAUAUAGGCCUGUAAUGUAAACAUAAGUAGGUAAAACAGGUUGAAACCUCAAUGCUCUGUGGAGUCAUGUGACAGAAUGAUGUCAUUUCAGUAUGUCUUCAUUUUAUGGUUUUGUUGCAUUACGACUUUUUUUCAAAACAUUUUUUAAACCAAAUCUGCUUACUGCUGAAAAUUAAAAAAUAUUAUAGUGUGAAAUUUUGUAUUAUCGCCAUGUCUUUUGAGGUUGUCCACAGCCAUUUAGUAGCUUCAGCCUUAACUUAAACUCUGAUUGUAAACCAUUUGUAAGUUUUCUGUUAUGUAUCUUUUAUCUCUGCUCAUCAAAAAGGUGCCAUAGCAUUACUACCACUUACCAAAUCAUGUGAUGGAUGCAUAUUAAUCAAUUAUAUGUUGUGGGAUUUGCUCUGGGUUUUAUCAGCCAAGCCAAAGAUUCAAUGGCUAUUACAUUUUAAAAGGAAAUGUUUGACCAGAUUUUCGUGUGUAUGACCCACAGCACAGACAUUUGAUCUGUAAAAGCUUGAGACACUGGAAGUAUCAUCAUGGACAC
Molecule: messenger RNA, 2435 nt
Organism: Electrophorus electricus (electric eel)
Lineage: Eukaryota; Metazoa; Chordata; Actinopteri; Gymnotiformes; Gymnotidae
Gene: cipcb
Product: CLOCK-interacting pacemaker b
Biological process (GO): negative regulation of DNA-templated transcription; negative regulation of circadian rhythm
Cellular component (GO): nucleus
Source: RefSeq, a predicted model, not a curated record